Vidua chalybeata is the source of this 5596-nucleotide messenger RNA. RefSeq names its product ubiquitin specific peptidase 42 (gene USP42). The transcript is spliced from 17 exons. Gene Ontology annotation, biological process: regulation of apoptotic process; protein deubiquitination. Bases 88 to 4092 code for a protein of 1334 amino acids. Gene Ontology annotation, cellular component: cytosol; nucleus. Gene Ontology annotation, molecular function: cysteine-type deubiquitinase activity; cysteine-type endopeptidase activity. NCBI's taxonomy places the organism in Eukaryota, Metazoa, Chordata, Aves, Passeriformes, Viduidae. The record is from RefSeq and is a predicted model, not a curated record.
CCAUGGGCACGGAGCCGCCGUUGGGCGCCGCCGCCGCGGUCCUGCCCCCGGGCCGGGAUGGGACGCGGGCCCGGACAGAUAUGAACAAUGACCAUAGUUAACAAGCCAAAAUCUUCAAAGUCUAAAAAAUCUUCCUCAAGACGGUCUGACAAAUCUAUGAAACCCCGUACUAAAAAAAUGACGUCUCGCACUGCAAGUUUGGGCCGGGUACCCCCUACAGAAGAUCCAAACAAAGUCUCUGUGGACAAAGGUCCUGGGGGGCAUAUUUAUUGUAGAUCAUCUCAAAAAUCAAAGCCUUUUGCCCAAAGAGAUCUAGUUGUUAAUGAUGGGAUUGCUCCGCCACAAAGAAUUCUUUUUCCACCUGAGAAAAUCUGUAUGGAUUGGCAACAAACACAAAGUGUUGGAGUUGGACUGCAGAACCUCGGCAACACAUGUUUCCUUAAUUCUACUCUCCAGUGUUUGACCUACACGCCUCCUCUUGCCAAUUACAUGCUUUCACUUGAGCACACCAAGUCAUGUCAUGUAGAAGGAUUCUGUAUGAUGUGCACAAUGGAAAGUCACAUCAACCAGGUCCUGUGUUGCUCUAAUAAUGCCAUCAAACCUACGUCUGUUAUCAAUGGCCUUAAAAGAAUAGGAAAACAUUUCCACUUUGGCAGUCAAGAGGAUGCACAUGAAUUCUUAUGCUUCACUGUUGAUGCUUUACAGAAAGCUUGCUUGAAUGGAAGCACCAAAUUAGACAGAUCUUCUCAAGCCACCACACUUAUUUAUCAAAUAUUUGGAGGAUAUCUAAGAUCUCGAGUAAAGUGCUUGAACUGCAAAGCAGUGUCAGAUACGUACGAGCCAUUUCUCGACGUUACUUUGGAUAUAAAGGCAGUUACAUCUGUCACCAGAGCUCUAGAACAAUUUGUGAAACCGGAACAGCUGGAUGGUGAAAAUAGCUAUAAGUGUAGCAAGUGUAAAAAGAUGGUUCCAGCGUCAAAGAGAUACACGAUACAUCGCUCUUCCAAUGUUCUCACAAUAUCACUGAAAAGAUUUGCAAAUUUUACGGGUGGAAAGAUCAACAAGGAUGUAAAAUACCCUGAAUAUUUGGAUCUUCGAGCAUAUAUGUCCCAAUCUAUUGGAGAACCCCUCAUCUAUGCUUUAUAUGCAGUUCUUGUACAUAGUGGCUUCAACUGUAAUGCUGGACACUAUCUCUGCUUCAUAAAGGCUGGCAAUGGACUUUGGUACCGAAUGAAUGAUGCCUCAGUAGAGCUUUCUGAUAUCAAAACAGUUCUCAAUCAGCAAGCUUAUGUACUUUUUUAUAUCAGGCGCUACGAUCUGACGCUGGGGGAGCGAGCCUUUUACCUGCCCGCGCCCUCCUACCCGCGCUCCUUCCUGGGCCAGCGCGGGGCCAACAGCAAGCAGGCUGCAUUCAUGGGACCUCGGCUUCCUCCUCACAUGAUUAAGAGUUCAAGUCGUUUAAAUGGAAAUGGACCCUUAAAAGAGGAUCCCAGUGCUGUUGGUGUUGCUGUAAAAAGGCCAUCUUCAGCUCCACCAACAGCUUGUGUUCAAAACUGGGCAAUUUCCAGGCCGUCAAUGACAGACCCUUCCAAAACCCAGAAGAUCACGAUCAGUAUUCACAACAAGCUGCCCACUCGGCAGGCGGUGCCGCAGGCGGAGUGUCCGAGCAGCGCUGUGGAGGAGGAGGAUCUGAAGCCCCUUCCUUCAGCCACAAUUACAAACUCUUCCACAGCAGAGCCUACCUCAAACCUCUCCACAGUGUCAGUUGCUACUAAUGUCUCCAAGCAGGAGGUUCCUGAUGAAAUCUUUGUUGAGCCAGCAGUGAAUGGAAACCCUAAGCUCUGUUCUGACAACAUGGUCCCUUUCAGUGCAGAACCUUCAGGAAAAUCCGAGGAGUCCAAGGGCUUGUUCAAAAGGCAUUGCAACGUCAUAUCUUCCAAUGGAAUUCUGAUUGGGAAGAUGGUCCAUACAUUGCAUAAUUCCCAUUCAUCCUGUCAGAAUGCAGAAGAAAGAUCCCAGCAUGAGCUGCCAAAAAUUGAUUCUCUAAAUGGUGCUAUUAGUUUAGAUAAUGAAUAUAAAGAAAAUGGACUGAAACUUGAUGAUCCCACUUGCCAAGUCCAACCCGUUAAACCUUCCGAGAUUUUCUUCUCUAAAGCAAAUGGAGUGCUUGAAGCGAUGCCUAAAGCUUUGUCACCAGAUCCUCAAGGUAUCUUAGAAUCUCUUACGUACAGCCAGUUGAACAGCUUGUCAGAGGAAAAGAGUGUCUCUGGACCUCAGAAAUCCUCUGACAAUGAUGGAGUUACGGAUACUGUAGUGAUGGAAGCACUGUUUGCCUAUGAAGAAUCCAGGAAGGUUCCUUCCAACUUUAGCUGUGAGGUUGAGAAACUUUUUACUCAAUCAGAUUCUGAAACCAUUUUUACCAAAGAAGAAGUUCCUGAAAGUAUUGUAACAAAAGCUGAUAAUGCACAUCUCAAUAUCAAUGGUCAGCACAAGGUUAGGAAAAAAUCCUUGGAUACUGAAGGUGAAUUCCUUGGGCAGUGUGAGUCUGAAGACAUCAGAGAUAAAGACAAACUAAGAAGAUCAAAAGAAGCUGAACUCAUUUCAAAAGAAAAUCCUUUGUACAUCAAAGGAUCUCCUGAGAGCAAAGAGAAAUUAGGGCAAAUUUCCUCUAUAAAGCCUGACAUUGAAUGUAGUUCUAAAAAACUUGCAUCUCUAGAUAUUACAGAUAAAUGCCAAGAUACAAAGGACAUUUCUAAUAACUAUGUAGAGGUACCACCUGUUAAUGACUCUUCUAUUACAAAGCUGGAUAAAGUAUUGGAAAGUCAAUUUUCUAGAGCAGACGAGGGACCGAGUAAUAAAAUAUGUGAAGAUGAUGAUAAACAUAUGAAAAAAAAUAAGAAAAAAAUCCAUGACUCUAAAAGAACUGACAAAGAGCACUACCGGAGGAAGAGAGAAAACUCGGACACUGAGGAGAAGGAGAGGCAAACCAGAAACAAACCAGAUGAUCAUUCCCACAGGAGGAGGAGCUCUCACAGCGUGGAAACAAACAAGCAGAGCCGUCAUAAGCAGGAGUAUUGUAGUGAGAGCAAGUACAGAUCCUCCCACAAUGAAAGAAACAGUCCCAGUAAUGGCAGGAGCUCAGGAAAAUAUUCUCGUUACAGAUCCCGAAGCAGAGAAAGGACAGAUCCAGACAGGAAUAGGUACUAUUAUUCCAAAGGAGACAGACCUUGGAUUAGAGAAAGAUACUAUCAAGAUGAACCACGGAGAUGGGAAAAAUGCAGGUACUACAAUGAUUAUUAUUCCUCCCAUGGAACAAGAGAUGGUAGGGACAGGAGGUCCUCUCAUUGUGAUAAAGACUAUGACAAAUUGAGCCAAGCUUACAGCAGGUCACACAAGGAUUAUCAUUGCAAAAGCAGAUGGGCUCACAGCACACUCUCCCGAGAGGAGGAUGUGCAUCACUUCAGCAGCCACAGAGCAAACUUCCACCAUUGUUCAGUACCUCAGCAGCACUCAGAAAAAUACUCCCGUGAAAGGCACGCACUUCCACCAGUGUCAGCUCACUCAAAUUUGGAGGACUCUUCCCGGGAAAAUGAAAAAGAAAAACUAAGAAAUGGCAAAAGAAAAUACUCCCACCAAGAAGAAAGUGGAAGUGACAUAGAAAAGAAAUUCCGAAAGACAGAUGACCAAAGAAUCAAAAAGUAUAAGAAGGUCAAGAAGAAAAAGAAGUCCAAAGAUAAACAUCGAGAGAAGGAUUACAAACAUUAUGAUUUGGAUUGCUCUGUGCUCCACUUUGACAAUGACAAUCGCAAACAUAAGAAAAAGAAGAAAAAGAAGAAGCACGACAGGAAACUGAAAGACUUACUGGAAUAUUUAGAUCCUCAUUUCCAGAAGAAAACAUGGGAGAAGAAGGAAGAAUCCCGUCCUCCAGAUGACCAUUUAUGUGAGCAAUACAGAAACCAGGGCAGUAAACAACCCUACAAGGAAGAGAAGCCUUCUGGUGCAGGUGACAGCAAGAAAUACAGCUCCAUGGCAUCCACUGAGUAUGUCAGAGAUGUGGAGCUGACUGAUGAAAGCCUUCAAUACUCAGACUGAACCCACCACCAACCCCAACAACUUCUCAUCAUCACAACCAACAACUUCUCAUCAUCAAAACCAACAACUUCUUACCUUCAACGACUUCUUACCUUCAAACCUGACAUUACCAAUAGUGACCAUCAAAACUUAAGAUUUAUUAUCAAUUACCAUCAAGACAAAAUCCAGUCAUAAGUGGUGCUUAACAUUUCUGUACAGAAUUUUACCAUAUAAGAACUUUUUUUUAGUUUUUAACUUGAGACUUUCUUUUUUAAAAUAUACUUCUAAUCCAAAAGGGUGAAAACUUUUUACAACUGCUGAACAUUGUAAAUUACCACAUAAAUAUCUCACUGAGCUGAGAUAAUGCCCUGGAAUAGACCAUCUCAAAUGCUGCUUAAUUACAGACUCAGGUUGACUUUAUGUUAUUCAUGUAAUGUUACUCCAAGUUAAGACAUCUGGUGCAAGAGCGACCAGGAAUUAUAAAAGUUGCAACUGACAGUCUGUAUAUUUAAUUUAAAGACUUAUUUAAAACUUCACAAGUUUUGCAAGAGCUUCAUUUUUUUUUCCUGUGGUCUGACACUAGAAACUAAUUUACUUCACAUUUGAGUUAUAUUCAAGAUCUGAAGAAAAUCUUCUGGUUUUUGACAUUGUGAAACAACGAAUAUGCAGUUCUGAAUGUAUCUCUCAAGACUGUUUGUAUAUUGUUCCAUAUGUUUUUAUUACAUUUUCUUAAUAUACUGUCAUUUGUCUUAAGUCUCAGUUGUCUGUUUUGUCUCUCUAAAGUGUCUAGUUACAGACAAUUCAUACUGUGAUUUUUAUUUUUAUUAUUAAAUGCUAUCAAACUGUGAUGCACUUAUUAUUCACUGGUCCUGCAUCAGGAGAUGAGUGGGGAACCUGUAUUAAAUACAGUUCAUCUGAAUAAUCUGUCUGGUUUAUACAAGCUGUGUUGUUCAGAGAUGUCUAAAGUUUGAUCUUUGUUUUUUUAAAGAUAAAAAGCACUUGCCCCACUGUAAAUAUAUAGCAUGUAAAAUUUAUAUAGUAUAUAAAUACAGCAAAGUUAAAAUGGAUUUUUACUUGAGUUUUACUUGAGUUAUUUAACAUGCACUGUGUCAUGGGAGCUGACAGCUGUCAGAGCGUGUUUGACACUCGAGAAGUCACAUCUUCCUCUCAGUGUAGGGGAGAAGAUGCUGUUGGUGUGAGCCAGAGAAGAUCAGUAACCUGGGACUGCAGCUGCCUAGACAAGGAUGCUGAAAGCUUCUCCUUUGAACUUAAAGCUUCCACAGCCAGGCACCAGGCUGGGAGCUCAGCAGGAGCUUGGUAUUGUGUAUGAAAAAAAAAACAAACAUCAAAACCAACCAAAAAAAAAAGGCAAAAAAGCCCAAGGUUAAUGUCUCACUAAAUACUUAGAAGUAAUCUUUUGGUACAUGGAGAACACCAUAAAGCCAAAGCAUAAUGUACCUGCAUAAUGUUCCUAUGGCAACAGUUAUGUGACUUAACAUAAAGUAACAUGGCAAAGUAGCCAACA